This is a messenger RNA of Homalodisca vitripennis (glassy-winged sharpshooter), 8381 nucleotides long. RefSeq names its product mitochondrial glutamate carrier 1-like. The record is from RefSeq and is a predicted model, not a curated record. Bases 86 to 1069 code for a protein of 327 amino acids. Gene Ontology annotation, molecular function: L-glutamate transmembrane transporter activity; L-aspartate transmembrane transporter activity. Gene Ontology annotation, biological process: L-glutamate transmembrane transport; aspartate transmembrane transport; malate-aspartate shuttle. The transcript has 8 exons. NCBI's taxonomy places the organism in Eukaryota, Metazoa, Arthropoda, Insecta, Hemiptera, Cicadellidae.
CAGUGAUCUUUAGUGAGCUCGGAGUGUUCUUUGGACAUCCACGGCAUCAGCUUUUAACGUAACUCGAGUUCGUCAUUACUGCAUAAUGAGUGCGCUUGGAAAUUCUUAUCACGUGAUUAAACUAUGGUCACAGACAAAGCCAGAAGGUAGUCAACCACAAUUCUCCCUUGUUCCAAAAAUAGUAAAUGGUGGAAUAGCUGGCAUUAUUGGAGUAUCAUGUGUCUUCCCGCUGGAUCUAGUGAAAACCCGUCUUCAAAACCAAACUGUCGGCCCCAAUGGGGAACGCAUGUACACAUCAAUGCUGGACUGCUUCAAGAAAACUUACCGGGCUGAGGGAUAUUUCGGCAUGUACAGAGGCUCAGCUGUGAACAUUCUCCUCAUCACACCUGAGAAGGCAAUAAAACUGGCAGCUAACGACUUCUUCAGAUAUCACCUCUCUACUGGUUCAGGAAAGCUACCAUUAGGGAGAGAGAUGUUGGCGGGAGGCAGUGCUGGUUUCUGCCAGAUCAUUAUCACCACUCCCAUGGAACUGCUCAAGAUCCAGAUGCAGGAUGCGGGCAGAGUGGCUGCUCAAGCUAAACUAGAAGGAAAAACAGUACCAAAAGUGUCAGCAACAUCGUUAGCGCUGGAACUUCUGAAAACUAAGGGAAUAUUUGGUCUCUAUAGAGGAAUUGGAGCUACAAUGUUGAGGGAUGUAUCGUUUUCCAUUGUUUACUUCCCCUUGUUUGCUAGACUGAACGCUUUGGGACCUCGAAAGAACGAUGGAUCAGGAGAGGCAGUGUUCUGGUGCAGUUUUCUCUCUGGCUGUGCCGCCGGUUCUCUAGCUGCUCUAGCUGUCAAUCCCUUUGAUGUUGUCAAGACUAGGUUACAAGCCAUCAGUAAGGUGGAGGGUGGACCACGCUACACAGGAAUCGCAGAUGCUUUUGUGAAAACGCUGAAGAAUGAGGGUCCAUUGGCGUUCUUCAAGGGUGGUGCCUGCCGAAUGAUCGUCAUUGCUCCACUGUUCGGUAUCGCCCAAACCGUCUACUACCUGGGUGUUGCUGAGAGACUUCUUGGCUACCACAAGUAAACACAAUAUCGAUGCCACCAAGACAAAUGACAAUAACUUACGUACGCGGUUCCUUCCUAUGCUGAGCUCUUCUCCCUAGUCGAAUCUUCCUCUUUGUUGAGACUGCUGUGUCUAGAUAGAGGUCCUCAUUGUUGAAUGUCUGUAAAUGUUUAAAAUCGAAUCUGUUUAUAGCUGUUAACUCAGUAUGUUUAAUGAAUAAGUGUAGGAUAUUACGAACAGGCUGUCAACUCUCUGUUUAAAUUAUUUCUUGUUUUGUUAAUAUAAAUAGGUCUGAUAAAUAAGAACUAAGUGUUCUUGUUGCAAAUUUAAUUAUCGUUAUAUAUUUAGAAUUUUGUGUGAUGAGAAGAUGUCAAGUUUUUAUACAAAAGGGAAUGACAGUUGAGAGGGUCUAAUAUCAUCUAUACGCAACAAUUUUUAAAUUCUAAAGAAAAAUACAAGUAAAAUGAGUAUAUAGAAUCCUAAAAUGGUGUUGGUGAAUUAUGAUAGUCUAGUAAUGAAGUGCUGACCAAUGUGCAGCUUUCGUAAAAUGCAUCCCUCUUAACUAUUUUGUUAAGGGAAACUUAUGCUACCGCACCAUGCCACUUAUCUUCUGUACAUCAUGACGUCGUUUCAUCACACAUACAUUCUUCUGUAGUUUUGUUUGUCUUAAAAAAUAUAAUUGUACAACAGUCAAUAUCAAUAUCUAUUGGAGUCUCAAAACUAUAUUUUACAUUGAAGAAAAAAUUGCCACUGAACAAAAACAACUCUUAAGUGACGUAAUCAAACUAUGGAUAAAAAUUUAUUUUUAUUAAAUGAUGAAAUUAAGCUAGAUUGCCGUAAUUGAAGUUGAACUGGAUGUGGCUAUUGAACUAUAAUAAUAAAAAUAUAAAUAUUCAGUUAGAGUAAAUAAAUACCAACCCUGUUAAAGUCGAAAUGUCAAUUCAGGAUUGUCGAUUUGAAUUACAAAAUGGUCAAUACACAAUUAUAAUUUACAACUGACAACUUUACUCUAUGUGUUUUAAAUUAAGCUUUUAAAUAAUGUUUCUCACUAGUUUUUGUUUUUCUGGAAUAACAUCUUUACUAAAUUUCAGUUUGUUUCGUUUAUCGAUUUUACAAGUGUAUUUAAAUGAAAUUUUAUGCAUUUCUGUCCAUGAAAAAAUAUACUUGUAUUAAUUAUUGAGUGAUAAAACUGAAGGUUAUAACUGUUGAAGGUUAUUCCCAAUAAACUGUAAUGCUGGUUUUAAAAAGUGUAAUAGUUGUAAUAAAUUACAGUGUGUAACAUUGGGGGGAAUGGAUUAAAUCUGUUUUUAACAAUAAUCAAUGUGAUUCGCCAGUUAUAACCUUUAGUAGAUGGUUAUCUGCUGAACAUUAAUCAUUAAUACUACUCAUUGUUGUGUAUAACCGAAAGUGCCAAAAAUUAAAAUUCUUUUUGUUGAAAUGAUUAAAAAUUUUGUUGUCAAGUCACUAAACUUCUAUACAUUUUUGUGUAUAAUCUGUGGGGAUAUUGAUAAUUGACAAUAUUAAGAGGUUAUUGCAUAUUAUACAAUUUUUAUGUACUGCCAUCAUACUCCCAAAUCUUAAUUUUUAUUUGAGGCUUAUUAUACUUUUUUAAUUAUUUUUUAUUAUUAAAUUUAUGUUACUUGUAUUAUGUGCUAUAUAGUUUUAUGUUUUAGGUUAUAUAGUUCUUAUGAUUGUUAUACAGUGCAAAAUUUAAGUUAGCUUUGAAUCAAAGAUGUCAAUCAUUAAUUUUAAUGUGAUUUGAAGUAUUUAAUAUGUAAUCAAAUAAUAUUAAUCAAUUUGAUGUUGGGAAUAAGCUUGUAGUGGUAUUAUAUUGGCAAGCUAAAUUUAACAGAAGUAUAUGUCAAACAUUUUGAUAAAUAAUUUGUAAAUUUUAAUCAUUUGUAUAUUUCUUUAUACAGUUCUAAACGAAUUGAAGCAAGUUUUUUGUGUGUUUUUUCUUAGUAAAAAUUAUAUUACUUUUGGAGUUAUUUUAUGUUUAAAAAAUUCAAAAAAGUGUUUCUUUAAUAGAAGAUACAACAGUUUAGUAGUAUAUUAUUUAAUAAUUGAUUAGGCGUUAUAGAAAUCAGACAUUAUUAUUGAUAUAUGUGAGACUUUUAAUUAUGUGUUACUUUGUGUUUUCAUAAGACACUAAAUGUAUGUUAACUUCUAUAAACAGUUAGGAAAAGACCAACCAGACUAAAAUGUGUAAUAAUUAAACAUUAAAUGUUAGACAAUCUGAGUACAUGUAAAUGUUUUGUCACAAUAUGUAAACUGUGAACUCGUCAGUAUUGAUUAUUUAUUUUGUUAUGUUUGCCAUUAUGUGUUGCUGUAUAAAUAAGUUAAUUAUUGUUUUAGUUUAAGUAAUAUUUUGUAUUAAUUUUAUGACUGUGAAAGUAAAAGUACAUUUUUUUGCAACUGGAGUGACUUUCCCUUAUCCACAGAUUUCUUCCACAUAUUUCAAAGUUCUGAAGUACAUUUAAACAUAUAUAUGAGCCUGUUGAUGAAAACAGUGUUAUCGAAUAUAGUAUAUGUAUUAUGAUGGGUGAACACCAUUCUAAUUACAUUUAAUCAAAAGCAAGGAUCAGUUUUUUUAUUUUGCAAACAUUGAUUUAGUUUUCUCCUUAAAAAUGUUCUAAUGUGUGUAAGGUGUGAAUAUUCUUAAUAAUAAAAAUGUUAUCAAAAAGUCUGUCAUCUAAUAUUUGUUCUGCUUAAUAUUGUUGGUGGUAGAUGACUUGAUGAGUAUACUGAGGUUUGAAUUCUGCUUUGAUAUAUGAGGAUAAUAAAUAUAUUAAUUUUGAUUUCCAGUUCUAUAAAAAGUUUCAUUUUGAUUUUGAUUUCCAUUGCACAGAGGAACUAUGGAUACUUACCUCAUGGUUAACUCUGAAUUAUCUUGUGUUUCUGGGUUUUAAGAAUACGUUUACUCAAAUUUGUAAUCUGUACAAAGAUGGAAAAAUAUAAUUGUUGUUGGAGAUGUGCUCACUUGCCUGUAUCUUCACACCUGCUCAUGGAAACUUCAAUAAAUUGUAUGUAAAGUAUACAAACACACAUUAACAUUUUUUUAUGAGAUUCAGUUUUCUGCUGGCAGAAUGAAAUACUCCUUGUUCAGUAAAAUCUUUUUCUCAACGAAUAGUUAUUGUAUUAUUUCAUAUCAAUAUUAUUUAUUUUGUACCUCCAGUGAUUGUAUUAUUUUAAUAUUGGCCUUGUUGCAUUUUCAACUGAGGCUCCAAUUUGAUUAUGCAGUAUGAAAUAUAGGAAUUACUGAACCUUAGACACAAAAAUUAUUUUUGUUAACAAUUAACCCUCAGGUAAGUAGACUAUUCUAUUUUAUAGAUAUGUAUAAUUUUAUAUUCAGUAACAUAUACAUGUAUGUGACAUAUAGAGAACUUGGUAACAAUACUAGAAACUAUUCAAAACACACGUUAAAGACAAAUGGUUUGUAUCCUUUUUCAUGCUAAGGCAAUACCUUCAGAUUCUGCACAGAAGAAGCAUUGUUGUUAGAGUUCACAAUGUUAAAAAAAACUCAAAACUAAAGAGACGUUAAUACUCCUCAAAAUGUAAUUAUUUAGUGAUGUUAGGUUGUGGAUUUUAUACUCAUAUAAUAUGAGAAAUGUAAGGAUAUCUGUUAUAUUCACUAUAAGAUUUGUUCAAACCUUUAUUGAAAUAUAGUCAUUAUAAUGUUCAUGACGUAUUUUUAGUAAAUACACUGAUUAGAUCUGAAAUCAUUCAAUCUAUGUAAUUGAAUGCUGAUUGCUACAUCUUUUAAAGCUUUAUGCAGCUACAUUUAAAUUUUUCAGAAUUAGUUUAAAUCAUGUUUGAAAGUGUAUUUUGUCAUAUUUUGUUUAUUGUAAAUUUUUCUCAUUUUUUUUGUGAGAGAAAAGUAGUUUCAUAUUCAUAAAUACACUUCCAUUUUAAAUACUGUAGGUGCUAUGAACGUUCUGUAUAAUUGCAGUAGUAUAUUAGUUGCACCAUAACACGUUUUAUUUGAAAUAUAAAUGAUUAUUUUAGAAAAAUAUUUUUAUAUUCUAUCCAUAAUUAGUUUGUUGUUAUUGUUUUAAUAUAUUACUUUACUUUUAAUCCAGUGUUGUUAAUGAUUGUAUGUGUAAAUUACACAGUUUGUUGGGUUUAUUAUGAAAAAUUAAACUCUUGUAAGAGAAUAUGUAAAUGAAAUUUCAUACUUUGAUUGUAAAAAAUAUAUAUUAAGUCUUUUUAUAAGAUAAAUUUUAUGUUACUUGUCUUGCCAUAACCCAUCCAUUAAGAUUUCAGUAAUGUAAGAGAUAGGACCAGUGUAUGGUUGAAAAUACUUGUAUACCUAUUCACAUUUUUUGUUGCCAUUUAUGUUGAACAGAUGGAACUCACUUCAAUUAAUUGUAAUUUAAAAGUAUGUAUAUCAAGUUAAGUUGCAAUACACUUCUAUGUAUGAGGUGUGUUUUUUUAAGUAGGUACGGUAUAUAUAUAAAACAAGUAAACUUACUGUAACAAUUUUAUUUUUGUACAAAAGCCCACACUUUUAUCUGCCUUUCUAUAUAAUUGUCAUCAAUAUGAAGGCACUUAUCACAUCUAAAACAACCUUUUGUAUUCUGUUGUCAUAGAACACUGGCACCUGAUUUUACAGUGACUGUACCAUGAUUAUUUUGAGGAUAUUGUUGUGGCACUGACCUUCAAGAUGCUUUUUCUGAUGACAAAACAAUAGUCAUUGAGAGUUAUAUUUAAGCCAUUUUUGGAUUACAAAAUUGUUCCUAGCAAAAUGCUGUAAUGAGAUCUUUAGUUAGUUUUGCCGCAUGUUGAAAAACAUCAUCAUACAGAAAAACAUGUUCUGUGAUCAAAAUGUCAUGAGGAACAAUUUUUAAAACUUGAGAAAACUCUUCUGAUGAUGAAGAAAUUGUGAAAAACCUGUUCAUUUUCACUUUAUUAUUCACUUUCUGCACAAAAGCAUUGGUGAUAAUUCAGGGUCGUUCACUCUGUUUCUCAUCAUGAACAUUCUUUUGGCCAUAUUUUAAAGCUCUUACCCAUUUGAAUGCCAUUCCAUAACUCGUAAUGUUUUGUCCAUACACUUCACAGUUGUGAUGGUGAAUUCCAACUGCUUUCAUGCUCAUGCUCGUACUUCACAUUUGGAGGGAUUUUUAAUUGACAUGGGUACAUGAAAAAUGCAUUAACAGUCGUAAAAUGAUUAAGUUUUGCAGUAAUUGUGUCUUUGGCUUGCUAGCAGAAAGUAGAGAGUAUAAAAGUGCGGGACACACCGUUUGCAGCAUUGCAGCGGUGGAAAUUCAAAAUGGUACUUACUUAAAAACAUGCCUCGUAUAUAAUGUAGCAAGAUAAAUGACAUGAACAAUGAAGUACAGUAUUUAUCAGUAUUAUUUUCCAACUAAACACUAAGAGUUGCAGCUGCACUGAUAGACAAAGUUAUACCUUAGACGCAUGAUUAUUUCAUCAUUUGGUGGGUUUAAGGAUUAAAACUAGGUUUGAAAAACUGAACAUAGCCUUUAAGAAGUUUUAAGCAAUUUAACUGUCAAUUAAUUUAUAUUGUUAUCAAGAUAUAAUGUUAUACAAUUUUACAAUACAAAAAUAAGAUACUUUUAAGCACAACUAAUCUCUGUAUUGCGAACUUUUAUUGGAGAAAAACUUAUAGUUAGUGAGAAUACAAAGUUGAAACCAUGGUUUUAAGCUAAAAGAUAAACAGUUAUAUCUUACUUGGUAAUGUAGGUGGAUUUAUAGUAUAUGUAAUAUAACGUAAGUAAUAAUUAAAUCUACUAACAAUUAAAUAUUAAAGAUUGCAAGAAUUUGCUCGUUCAUGUUACUAUAACUUUGUUGCAUUAUUGAAUUUUGAUUUAUCUUAAAUGCUGUUUCUUGUCGUUGCACAAUUUUAUUACAUUUGCCAAGAUUGUUAUUGUCCAUUGUGUAAGAUUAACUGACAUGAGUUAAGUUAUUUGCUGAUAAGUAAGGGUGCUUUCAAUACUUGCCAAAACAAUUGCCUUAAAUACCUGGCUAAUGUAACAUAAUUGUCCAUGUAAUUUGGGCUAAAGGUAUAAUAUGACAUACGGAUUGAAUAUCAAACAUGUAGUUAGGAUGUUGAGUUACUGUAGUAAUUGUUAAACUCAAUUAUGUAGACAUAUUUACCAACACUUUGUAGUAUUGUAGCCUAGUACUCUCUGUACUUAACAGUUAUUAGGUUCUAUUUAAUGAGUAUUAACCUCUCACAUAUCAUUUACUCAUUUACUGAGAUAAUUUUGUACAUUAGACUUUUUAACUAAGUGCAAAUUAUUUCUCCCAUUCCAUAUUCUGUCGUAUUUGUUGGUGUGUUUAUUGCUGGAUAAACAAUAAUUUAAUAAAGCAGAGUAAAUGUAAUCGUAUGAUUACAUAAUGUAUGUGAUAGUGUGAAAACAUAGCUAUCAAAAUGUCAUGUUUUUUUAAACAUUACCAGCAAUUUUUAUACUGUUAGAAGCAAAAUGUAAAAUACUUGUAUAAGAUAGUUCAUGAAUACUCUACUUUGUUGUAUUAGUCAUAUAUUCUUUAUUGUAUUAUUAUUCAUGAGCCGAAACACAUAAACAUUGCAAAUUGUAUACAAACCUUUUGUUGAAUACAAACAAAAUUGCUUGAAAAAUGGAUAUAACUUAGGAAAGGUUUAUAUGACUUUAUAAGGAAAGUUUUGCAUAAUGAAACAAUGUAUUUCCAAAAAUUAUCUCUUGUAUUUUUGAGCUUUUAAGCACAUCUAUAUAAAUUGUAAUACAAUUGGUCCUACAAGAGUCUUGAAUGUUUUUAUUCAUGUUUUCUCAAACAAAAUCUUUAAAACAUUAAUCGACUAACACUGCCAAAUACUUCAGUAGGUUUGGUUAGUAUUAUGUUUUUACUAAAACUGAGAUUUUUAGACAUUAAAUACACUUGUUUAUUUGCUCUGCAUGUUUAAAAUGAUAAGUUUUUAGUUAUUUUUCGCACUGGGUUAUAUGAAAGGUCCAUUUAUUUUUAACGUGGUAUUUUAUAUUCAUUAUUUGUGUUUAAAAGCUUUAUGAAAUAACGCAGCUGUUAAAUGGUGUUUAAUCAAGUAAAAAGACAUUUUGUGCAUGAUCCAUGUUUGUAUUUUGGUGUUUUAUUGUAUUAAAUGUAUUUUUCCAACACAGUUCAAAGACAUUUUUUUAUUACAAUUUUAAUGUGGAAUACAUUUUUCCAUGUUAAAAAUAAUUACUGUGAUUUAGUUCAUUUUAUUUACACUGUUGAACUCUUUAUGAUGAGUAAUUUCAUUUGUUAUUGUUGGUUUUUGUUAAGUUUUGGUAUUGUACAAUUAUUGUCCUUUUGGAAAAUCAAACCUAUAAACUUAUAAUAAACAAGUGUCUCAGUGAAA